GUGGGAGAGCGAGUAGAGAAAUAGGAGAGCUGAAAAUUCAUAUCUUCCACUUACUAGGAAUAUGGAGCCAAGUAAAAUGGUUGUUGAAUUCGUUUUUUGUGUUGAGCUGGAUUUUUAUUUACUUUUGAAUCAUAAAUUGAAUUAUGGAUCUGUACAUAUUAGAACAGGAGCAAAAAGGCACAGACGGAGAAACCACUUCGAGAUUUCCAUUCUUUUUAAUGGAGGUCCCGUGGGAUAUUUUGGUGUGGAGAGAGGGCAUCGUCAAGGAGACCCUAUUUCCCCUCUUUUAUUCAUAUUGGCGGAAGAGGUUCAUUGUAGAGGUUUGAAGAGGUUACAGCAGGAGAACAAAAUCACGGCUCUGCAAGGCCCACGAGGUGUAUCUGGAGCAGAACUUGAUCUGGGACUUUUUCUUCUUUUUCUACAUGGAAUGAGAUAAGGAGAAGGAACCCCAAAGUCCCAUUGUUUUCUAUGGUAUGGAGCAGUCAAUUGCAGACAAGGCAAUCCACUUUUGGGUGGCGGCUUUUGCAUAAAAAGCUUCCAACAUAUGAUAUUGUCUGUGGAAAGGGUGUGUCUCUUGCUACAAAAUACGUUUUAUGUGGUAACGAUGCUAUGACUUUAAAUCACAUUCUUACAAAUUGCAACUUCUCUAUGGCCAUAUGGAAAUAUUUUAUGGACUGUUUUGGUAUAUCUUGGCCAAAUAUUAAUGAUAUUAUUCAGCUAUUUCAAUGGUGGAUCAGGAAGGGUAGGGUGGUUCCAGUGAGUGAACCUUGGUCAUUGGGCUUCAUUAUUGUGGCUGAUAACAUUUGGAAGGAAAGGAAUGAAAGGUGUUAUGACGGGGGUUCAACAUCUAGUUCGAAAAUUUAUAAGAAGAUUAGAAG
Messenger RNA from Macadamia integrifolia, 878 nucleotides. RefSeq lists its product as uncharacterized. NCBI's taxonomy places the organism in Eukaryota, Viridiplantae, Streptophyta, Magnoliopsida, Proteales, Proteaceae. Bases 62 to 436 code for a protein of 124 amino acids. The record is from RefSeq and is a predicted model, not a curated record. The transcript has 3 exons.